Molecule: messenger RNA, 1118 nt
Organism: Periophthalmus magnuspinnatus
Lineage: Eukaryota; Metazoa; Chordata; Actinopteri; Gobiiformes; Gobiidae
Product: calcium-dependent protein kinase 1-like
Exons: 5
Coding region: 49-1116 (355 amino acids)
Biological process (GO): mitotic DNA damage checkpoint signaling; protein phosphorylation
Cellular component (GO): nucleus
Molecular function (GO): protein serine/threonine kinase activity; ATP binding
Source: RefSeq, a predicted model, not a curated record
CAGAAAAGUUGAGUUUUUGUCUUCAGUUGGUCAAAAUAAACAAGAAUCAUGCGAGUCUCGAGAGAUGCCUGCUUUCCCAAUGUAAAGACUCCAGAGGUGUACAGGGAAGUGCGCGAUGGACAGUGGGCUGCGGUCAAGAAGAUCCCCGGAGAUGAGGUGGGGCGUGAUGACAUGAACGCCCAUUAUGAAAUUUACAGAGAUGUAGUGGACCAUCCAAACGUGGAGAAGAUCGUGGCCAGACCAUUGAGGCAGUGGGAUCAGUGGUGGCACAUCCCAAUGGAAUGGAUCUCUGGAGAAAAGUUACACACAGUCAUGUUUCAUCCAAGAAGCACUCAGAUGACUCCACAUAUCAUGAGCAGGAUCAUAACAGGCAUGUGUGAAGGCCUUUUGUUUCUGCACAACAAUGACAUCACGCACCAAGACAUUAACCCCAAAAAUGUCAUGGUUGAAAAGUUAGAUGGCAAUGUCCAUGCCGUGCUCAUCAGUGUGUUCAACCACGACGGCCUUGAAGCUAUUAAAAAACAAACAAACAAGGCUUACGCUGCGCCCGAGACACAGAAUAAUCCCUUUGGAAGAGGAGAGAAAUAUUCCGAUGUAUGGGCAUUGGGAAAGGUCAUUUAUGAGCUACUGACUGGCUACGAGAAACCUGUAACAGAAACAGAUAGUGAAAACGUAUUAUAUGACCUGAAGGGGUAUGUAUAUAGGGAAGUUGUAGCUGCAAUGGUGGAAAGCAAUGUAAUGCACAGACCCACAAUGGAGAGUAUCAUUGAUUACAUAAGAGAGGCAGAGUAUAAGGUUCAGUCUACCCACUCUCUUUCGGGCCCUAGUGUCCCUUUAAGCAACCCUUUCAAUGCUCUACAGUCAUUUGAUCAUCACUUACAAAUGCAAAUGAAUGAAAGUAUCAGACAUGAUCUGCCUCCUGGCUUCAGACUGCCAGACCCACUACCAACCAACAGCACCUUGACAUUGAACUAUCACAGAUAUGACAGGAUAGGAAGGAGAAUAGAAUAUAAGGGAGAACUGAGGACCACUGUGGAUAGGAGGGUAAGGGACGUGUGGUGGACAGUGUGUAAACCCAAUGAUGUAGAGGAUGAGGACAGAUGGUGUUUGGAGUGAGG